This is a messenger RNA of Mercenaria mercenaria, 3765 nucleotides long. Its product is annotated as G-protein coupled receptor GRL101-like. The record is from RefSeq and is a predicted model, not a curated record. The transcript is spliced from 6 exons. Gene Ontology annotation, cellular component: membrane. Gene Ontology annotation, molecular function: protein-hormone receptor activity; G protein-coupled receptor activity; protein binding. Lineage: Eukaryota; Metazoa; Mollusca; Bivalvia; Venerida; Veneridae. The coding region runs from base 208 to 2169 and encodes 653 amino acids. Gene Ontology annotation, biological process: G protein-coupled receptor signaling pathway.
AAUGAAACCUAAAAUUAUUUCUAAUAGAUUCACUUACCAUAUAAUAAUAAUAUUGUUAUUAUCAUGAAUGACCGUUAACUUUCAGCUUAUGCAGUGUGCCAGAACGCUUUUCAUUGUAGCUUCAGCCAUGUAUGCAUAUCUUUGUCGAAGGUUUGUGAUAAAAAGCAACAGUGUCCACAUGGAGACGAUGAAGAAUUGUGUGAUUUCAUGUGUCCGAAUAAUUGUACAUGUGACGGUUAUACAGCUCAUUGUUCAGGCCAGUCGUAUAACGUCUUUAACUUCUUGUCAAGUUCCAUACGCAUUUUGGAUGCAAGUCAUUGCUCUGGACUGAACGGAACGCUAGAUAUACAAAUGAGUUUUUUCUUUUUGAUAGAACUAAAUAGUUCAUAUUCAAAUAUAGAAUUAAUCUCAAAGGAAUCAUUUUCGCACACCAAAAAUCUAUUGAGGUUAGAUUUAAGUUAUAAUUUACUUACUAUUAUCCAAUCUAAUCUUUUCAAGAAUUUAAAAUAUUUGAGGAUGUUGCAUCUUCUGGGAAACAGGUUGAUAUCUGUGAUUGAGCCAACUGCUUUUAAUGGCCUGACAUUAAAAGAAAUAACUCUUUCUUACAUGACAUUAAACGUUAUUCUUAAAGAAAGCUUUGGUGGAUUAAACCUUACAAAAUUAGAUUUGUCACAUAGUUUAAUCGAAACAGUGGAAGACUUUGCUUUUGAGCGUUUGAUAGUUAAUGAGCUGGAUAUAACCUUUAAUCCAAUCAAAAACUUUGGUAAAGCAAUGUUCAAUGGUUUGGUAGGCUUACAGAAACUAAAAACACCACAGUACAAAUUCUGUUGUAUUCGUCCAAUUUAUCUGGAAGAGAAAAACUGUUUUCCACACAGAGAUGAAUUUUCGUCUUGCGGAGAUUUGAUGAGGCGAACUUCACUUCAAUUCUUUCUUUGGAUCAUCAGCAUACUGGCUAUUUCUGGAAAUAUCUUCUCCAUUGCGUUUCGAAUUUUUUUUGACGAAAAACGUCUGAAAAUGGUGUAUGGAAUAUUUGUGACGAAUCUUGCUGUUGCUGAUUUAUUAAUGGGAAUGUAUAUGCUAAUAAUUGCCAUUGCUGACAGAGUGUACCGCGGUAGAUAUAUUGAAGAAGAUGAGUAUUGGAGAAGAAGCGCUUGGUGCACCCUUGCAGGAGUAUUAUCUACCGUGUCGUCUGAAGCUAGUGUGCUAUUUAUCUGUCUGAUUACUGUAGACAGACUUCUUGUUAUUAAAUACCCCUUUGGAUCAGUACGAAUUUCAAAAAAUCUUGCUAAAAUGAUGGCCCUGUCUUGCUGGAUUGUUUGUUUUCUUGUUGCAAUUUUACCAAUUGUUCAGUCAAGUUAUUUCGGAGAUCAGUUCUACUCGAAAUCCGGCGUGUGCCUAGCUUUACCACUUACAAAAGAUCGGUCUACCGGAUGGUUGUACUCCAUUUCUGUUUUUAUUGGGUUCAAUUUCAUAACAUUUAUUAUGAUAGCACUUGGCCAAACAAUGAUCUACUAUGAAGUUCGGCAUCAGUCAUCAGUGAUGAAAAAGAAAAGCUCUGCCAGACGGAAUGAUCUGAAAGUUGCCAGGAACUUGUUACUUCUUGUCACGACAGAUUUUGCUUGUUGGUUUCCGAUUGGAUGCAUGGGUAUGCUGUCUUUGAAUGGACAUACCAUACCUGGUGAGGUAUAUGCAUGGACUGCAGUUUUAGUACUACCGAUUAAUUCUGCCAUUAACCCGUUCUUGUAUACAAUAAUGGCUAUAAUAAGUAGCAAGAAAUUCAGUCCAAGCAUAAACGAACAACAAAGUAUACCGGAGUAUGUAAAAGGACAGAGAAAGGGUUUUCGGAAAGCAUGUUACGGCAUAUGGUUUCCAGAUCCUAAACUCGAAUUUGAUGUCGUCAAUCCAAAGAGCGAUGCUGUCCUAAAAUUGAAGCCUGACGACCUACUCUGGAUUUUUCUUGAUGUUUUUAAAAGCCUGCAUUUACAUCACAUACACGGGAUGUGUUACAAAGACAUUAGUGCCGAACACGUGCUUGUAUACAUACCAUCAAACAGGAAAUAUGGAGGAGUCAGAAUCGGGCAAAAACCUGUUGGAUUUUCCAGAAAUACUGAAACAAAACAAGACAUUAAUAUGGUCGGUGAAAUACUGAAGCCAUUGGUGAAAUGCUAAAAUGUCAGCAAAGGGAUUACUAGCUUCAAAUGCAAAACUCAUUUGUAAACAAACCAAGAAGUCAGGGUAUAUUUAGAUGUUGACUUAUUAAAAUAUAUAUUUCUAAGACAAGAUUUCUAUUCAAAUUUGGUUCAUAUUUUUUGUUGUUGUUGUCUAUGUUUCUAUAGAAGAGGGUUAAAUACAUUUAUAGUAUCAGUUAUCUUUUUAAUUAUAUUCAAUAUUGUAAUUUAAGCCAUGAAAAUAUAGUCUUUAGUUGUUUUUACAAUACCAUGGCAACAUUUUAUGUUUUGUUGUCUUUUGAACGUUCUACAUCAUGUAAGUCUUGUUUUUUAAUUUUAAUUCCUUUUUUGUUUCAUUUGCCUUUUUCCUUUCAAUUAUCAUGAAGUAUUUUGAUAAGAUACUUAAUAUAUUGUUGUAUUAAGUGCUGAACGAAACAUGAUAAAUACUAAAAGUAAAUUUUUAAAAUCAUUUUAUGUAUUUUUUUUCUUUUCUUUUCAAUUGUUCGGCACGUAUUCAGAAGAAAGAAAUGGUAAUAUCAUAAUAUUUUUAUUACAGAAAAUGAAACUGAUUGCUUUAAAUUGCGUUGCAUUUCUCUCCGGAUGUGUUUGAGGUACGUUUUGGCCCAGAAAAUUAACGCUUUUAAUUCUUUUUUAUCCCCGCCGAUGAAAUCGGGAGGGGGCUAUUGAAAUGGCGUUGUCCGUCCGUCACUGCGUCCGUGUGUCCGUGCGUGCGUGCGUGCGUCCACAGCCAUUUCUCAGUAACUAACUGGUAGAAUUUCAUGAAACUUGAAAUAAACAAAAACCAACAUACUGCGAUGAUACCCGUCAUUUUUUUUUUUUUUUUUUUUUUUUUUGGAUUGAUCAAUUUUUCUUAGAGUUAUUGCCCUUGAUUUAAUGAAAAAUGCCCAAAAAUAUCCGUCCGCAGCCUUUUCUCAGAAACUAGCUGGUAGAAUUUCAUGAAACUUGAAAUACACAUGAAUCAACAUAUUGGGAUGAUGCACGUCAAUUUUUGUUUUGUUCAAUUUCCUUUAGAGUUAUUGCCCUUGAUUUAAUGAAAAAUCCACCUCUGCAGCCAUUUCUCAGUAACUAGCUGGUAGAAAUUAAUGAAACUUGAAAUAAAUAUGAAUCAACAUACUACUGAUUUGUACAUAACAAACCAACCAAUUGGUAGAAUUUCAUAAAACUUCUUUCAUUCUUUUCCAUGAAGAUUCAUUAUAAACAUGUGAAAUUGUGUACCCACACCUAGACACCCCCUUACCUUGGUCACACCCCUCCCCCUCCCCUCCGCCCUCCAAAAAAAUCAUUCUUUUUAAAAAUUUAUUAUUUUUUUUUUCAAACCUUCCAUGAAUAUUAAUCAACAUGCAAAGUUGUUCUGUUCCCCAACGUCAUUCCUCCACCCCGCUUGGUCAUGCCCAGCACCCUGAUCAUGCAUCAUUUCUUUAUAUUAAAACCUUUCUCUUACUUCAAUUGAAAACUUUAUCUGUUAACAAAUUAGCUUUUGAUCCCUCUGUAAUGAUUCGAAUAAAUUGACAAUUUAGUAAGGGCACGGCAUUCCGAAACACAAAAUGAUAACACCAUUUUAUUAUUAUUAUGGUUA